GUGUAGGAGGUGAAUUGUAGACAGACGCAUGCGCUUUAUUUCUCGCUGUCCUGGGAUAGCGGCUGAGAGAAUUAACCCCGCCCAAGAGAAGGGGGAACAAACGUGUCUUUAUUGACUUUGUGCACGUGUGGAUUUCCUUGCUGGAGUAGAACGUUGCAGCGAACGUGAGGAAGGGGUUGUGGCUCACUGGCGGAGCACCUGUUUGGGGUGGAAAAGAUGCUGAAAUCAAUCUUAGGGAUCUCCCGUUUAAAAGAGUAAUCCUGCACUCAUGUUUAAAAUGCAUAUAUUCUGGAUUAUGAGACAGACUUCCCUAGCAGGGCCUCCAGUGUGCCUGAGCCUUGCACGACACCUCAGCAACACAGCCCCAAAAGCCUCUUACAAAUAUGUAAAUUUAAAAGAGGAGCCGACGGACAUGAGAUCUAUCACGGACAAGGCUGCACAGACCCUACUGUGGACAGAGCUCAUACGAGGCAUGGCUAUGGCUGUGAGCUAUGUGUUUAGGGAACCUGCAACUAUCAACUAUCCCUUUGAGAAGGGUCCCCUGAGCCCACGCUUCCGUGGGGAGCAUGCCUUACGUCGAUAUCCAUCUGGAGAGGAGAGAUGCAUUGCUUGCAAGCUUUGUGAAGCUAUCUGCCCAGCCCAGGCAAUCACCAUUGAGGCAGAGCCCCGCGCAGAUGGCAGCCGGAGGACCACUCGCUAUGACAUUGACAUGACUAAAUGCAUCUAUUGCGGAUUCUGUCAAGAAGCCUGUCCAGUUGAUGCCAUUGUGGAGGGCCCCAACUUUGAGUUCUCCACAGAGACACAUGAAGAGCUCCUGUACAACAAAGAGAAGCUGUUGAACAACGGUGACAAGUGGGAAGCUGAGAUUGCUGCUAACAUACAGGCCGAUUACUUGUACCGAUGAUGGAGCACUUAUCUUUGCGCAUCCUAACCAGCAAGUCCAGCCAGAACCAAGCCUGCAAUAAAGUGUGUGCAUUCACUGUU
Molecule: messenger RNA, 984 nt
Organism: Heteronotia binoei (common prickly gecko)
Lineage: Eukaryota; Metazoa; Chordata; Lepidosauria; Squamata; Gekkonidae
Gene: NDUFS8
Product: NADH:ubiquinone oxidoreductase core subunit S8
Exons: 7
Coding region: 269-904 (211 amino acids)
Biological process (GO): mitochondrial electron transport, NADH to ubiquinone; mitochondrial respiratory chain complex I assembly
Cellular component (GO): membrane
Molecular function (GO): 4 iron, 4 sulfur cluster binding; NADH dehydrogenase activity
Source: RefSeq, a predicted model, not a curated record